This is a messenger RNA of Oncorhynchus kisutch (coho salmon), 3377 nucleotides long. Its product is annotated as calcium-independent phospholipase A2-gamma. Lineage: Eukaryota; Metazoa; Chordata; Actinopteri; Salmoniformes; Salmonidae. Bases 215 to 1579 code for a protein of 454 amino acids. The transcript has 8 exons. The record is from RefSeq and is a predicted model, not a curated record. Gene Ontology annotation, cellular component: membrane. Gene Ontology annotation, biological process: arachidonate metabolic process.
UCUCCUAUACCUCCACCCCUACCCCCACCCUAACACCCUCUAAAAAAGGGGGGUUUGGGCAGUAUCUGUCUGACCCUCGUCCCAAUGUUCAGGCAUUCUUUGGCAGCUACAUAGCACCCUUGGUACCUAGUAAGUUCAGAGCUGACCCCAAGAGCGUCACAGCAGCAGUUGAAGAGAAGACCACGGAGGAGCUGUGAGGAAGCCUGGAGAGAAGAUGGAGACUGAGGAGCAGAAGAAGAAUGCUGAAGAGGGGGCCAAUAAACUACUGCUGAGCCAGAGAGAGAAGAUCAUAGCCCGGGUGAGUAUGGACAACAGGACCAGAGCCUUGGUGCAGGGCAUCCAGAAAGCCACAGACAUGAAUAUCCACACCAGCCGUGUGGAGGAGCUUAGCCUGCAUCUUCUGGAGUACCCUGAGACACGUGGCGUGGCCGUCAAGGAGAGGGUGAUCCCGUGCCUGUUGCGUCUGAGGCAGACCAGAGACCCCCGGCUCCAGGCUGCAGUGAGAGAGGCCCUGGCCCUGGUGGGAUACACAGACCCUGUGAAGGGCCAGGGUAUACGGAUCCUGGCCAUCGAUGGAGGGGGGACCAGGGGACUGGUAGCCCUGCAGACCCUACACAAACUGCAGACACUGACGGGCAAACCCAUCUACCAGCUGUUUGACUACAUCUGUGGGGUCAGCACAGGUGCCAUCCUGGCCUUCAUGUUGGGGGUGUUCCAGAUUCCUCUGGAUGAUUGUGAGGAACUCUACAGGAAGCUGGGUUCUGAUGUGUUCAAACAGAACGUCAUCGUGGGAACCGUCAAGAUGGGCUGGAGCCACGCCUUCUACGACAGCCAGAUCUGGGAGAACAUCCUCAAGGAGAGAAUGGGAGAAGGCCUCAUGGUCGAGACAGCCCGGGAUCCAAAAUGCCCAAAGGUGUCAGCAGUGAGCACCAUAGUGAACAGGGGUCUGCCUCUGAAGGCCUAUGUGUUCAGGAACUACAGCAUGCUACCAGGGGUCCGGUCCCACUACAUAGGAGACUGUAAACACAAGAUGUGGCAGGCCAUCAGAGCCUCCUCCGCCGCCCCAGGGUACUUCCAGGAGUAUACACUGGGAAAAGACCUGCACCAGGAUGGUGGUCUCCUCAUCAACAACCCCACAGCCUUGGCCAUCCAUGAGUGUAAGCUGCUGUGGCCCAACACCCCAGUGCAGUGUGUUGUCUCCCUGGGUACGGGUCGCUAUGAGACCGGCAACAAGAACAACACCACCUCCACCAGUCUCAAAGCCAAGAUCACCAACGUCAUCAGCAGUGCCACCGACACAGAGGAGGUCCACAUCAUGCUGGACGCCCUCCUUCCACCCAACACCUACUUCCGUUUCAACCCCUACAUGAGCGAGGACAUCCCAUUGGACGAGAGCCGCCCGGAGAGGCUGACCUUCCUGCAGGAGGAAGGAACUCGCUACCUGGAGAGGAACGAAGCCAAGCUGAACAAGGCAGCGUCUGUGCUGGCUCUGGAGAAGAGCGCCAUCCAGAGGCUGGCUGAAUGGUGCAAACUGAAGGCCGACAUGUACGAGGGCUUGCCCUUCAUCUCCAAACUGUAGGGGACGUCUAGAGGUGAAAGGUCAGACAGGCUGAGAGACACUCAUUUAGACUGAUUAUGAAGAUAAUAUAGGAGCCGUAAAGGUCUGACAUGUACGAGGGCCCUUCAUCUCCAAACUGUAGGAAGAGACCUGUAGAGGUUAAAGUUCAAAAGACACUGCAGGCAGUAGCUGCUGAGAAACUCAUUUAGACUUGAAAAUAAACAUCAUGUGCUUUGAUAUGACUCCAUCAGGAGGCUGGUGGAAGAAUCUAUAGGAGGAAAGGCUCAUUGUAAUGGUCGGAAUGGAAUAAAUGGAACUGAGUCAAACGUGGUUUCCAUAUGUUUGAUACCGUUCCAUUGAUUCCAUUCCAGCCAUUACAAUGAGCCCGUCCUCCUAUAGCUCCUCCAACCAGCCUCCUCUGGACUCCAUAUCUUCUUGAUGCAGAUCAUGUGAUAUGACUGCGGUCCAUUUGAAUUUCUGCUGCUCAGGCAGGAUGUUGUUGCCUUUGACCUGUGAGAGGUGGUACAGAAGGAUCUGUUGUAGUGUUUCUGAAAGGGGUUUGGCUGGUUGGGCUGAAGGAAUCAACCUUUUGACUGGUCCUAAAUAAAGUGUCACUGUGAUGAGAGCACACAGGCCGUGUUUACACAGACAGGCCGUGUUUACACAGACAGGCCGUGUUUACACAGACAGGCCGUGUUUACACAGACAGGCCGUGUUUACACAGGCAGGCCGUGUUUACACAGGCAGGCCGUGUUUACACAGGCAGGCCGUGUUUACACAGGCAGGCCGUGUUUACACAGGCAGGCCGUGUUUACACAGGCAGGCCGUGUUUACACAGGCAGGCCGUGUUUACACAGGCAGGCCGUGUUUACACAGGCAGGCCGUGUUUACACAGGCAGGCCGUGUUUACACAGGCAGGCCGUGUUCACACAGGCAGGCCGUGUUCACAGGCAGCCCAAUUCUAAUAUUUUGCCCCCCUAAAAAUCUGAUAUUUUGCCAAUAAUUGGGCUAAAUACCUGAAUUGGGCUGCCUGUGUAAACAGCCAUAGUGGUGUGAAUGUUAGACAGGCGUAGCCAUAAUGGUGUGAAUGGUAGACAGGCGUAGCCAUAAUGGUGUGAAUUGUAGACAGGCGUAGCCAUAAUGGUGUGAAUGGUAGACAGGCGUAGCCAUAAUGGUGUGAAUGGUAGACAGGCGUAGCCAUAAUGGUGUGAAUGGUAGACAGGCGUAGCCAUAAUGGUGUGAAUGGUAGACAGGUGUAGCCAUAAUGUUGUGAAUGGUAGACAGGCGUAGCCAUUUACUGUUUUGAUUUAAGAGUGCAGGUUUUGCAGGGAAGGUGUUUUUGACAACUACCUACUUAACAUGUACUGGUAUGUCAGAGAUUCAGGGUCUGUUAUUAGCAACUCAUUCUAAUGUAAUUACUGUAAAUAUGUUGUAGGUAACUGACAUUGGUGUCACCUCAUUUAAAUGCUUCAAACUUGAACUAGGCAUGUAAAGUAGAAUGGUAUAAAACAUGUAAUUAUGCCUUUUUUCACAGAUGAAUGAAAUCAUGCACUUUGUAAAUUGUCACAUUGUUCUUAUCUUAAGAGCUCUGUAAGGGAUCAAAUGUAAAUGGUUUGAUAUGUGGUUUUGAAUCAUAUUGAAUUGAAGAGUUCAUGGUAUUAGCUUUAUAAUGAAGUUGAACCACCUAAUUCCUUUCUCCUGCAGCGGCUCUGUAGGUGGAGGGUGUAGAAUGAACAUGUGUCGUUGAAACCGGCUUCUGUUGUUGUGUUGUCUGUUGAAGCUGUGUCUCAUAACUACACUAUUAUACAUGAUCAUCUGA